Molecule: messenger RNA, 1164 nt
Organism: Prosopis cineraria
Lineage: Eukaryota; Viridiplantae; Streptophyta; Magnoliopsida; Fabales; Fabaceae
Exons: 6
Coding region: 1-1164 (387 amino acids)
Source: RefSeq, a predicted model, not a curated record
AUGCCGAAGUCCGAACGGCAAGUUGAAGAGUUGUUAAAGAAAGGAAUUCGGCCAGGAGAUGAGUGGAAGACCACUUUCAAGACCAAAGAUGGCUUAUAUGAGUGGAAUGUGAUGCCUUUUGGGUUAACAAAUGCCCCUAGCAUAUUUAUGCACUUGAUGAAUCAGAAGCUUUAUGCAAAUCUCAAGAAGUGCACCUUCCUUACCAGCAAAGUUGUGUUCUUAGGUUACAUCAUUACCACAGAGGGUGUUCACAUUGAUCCAAGCAAAGUUGCAGCCAUUGACAACUGGCUAAUUUCAAAAUCUAUCCAGGAGGUUCGAAGCUUCCACAGAUUAGCUUCUUUCUAUAGGAGGUUCAUCCGUAAUUUUAGCUCAAUUGCUGUACCACUUACAGAUUGCAUCAAAGGAGAGAAGUUUCAGUGGAUUGAGCAAGCUCAAAAAAGCUUUGAGGAGCUUAAGAAGAAGUUGACUGGAGCUCUAGUCCUCGCUCUUCCUAACUUUGACCGAGUGUUUAAAUGGGAUCUUAUUCUUGCUCAAGUUGAGUUUGCUUAUAAUAACUCUGUCAAUCAAGCAACUAGGAAGUGUCUAUUUGAAGUUGUUUAUGGCACACAUCCCCUUAGUCCACUAGACUUGACCCCUUCACUUGAUAAGCAACAAUAUAGCUCUAAUGCUGACCAAAGGGCUAAGGAAAUUAAGAAGUUGCAUGAGCAACCAAACACCAAGUUGUCCCCAAGAGCUUAUGGUUCAUUCAAGAUAGUGCAAAAGAUCAACAACAAUGCUUACAAGGUUGAAUUACCUGGUUCUUAUGGUGUAUCUGCCACCUUCAAUGUUGUUGAUCUAUCUCCUUACAUUGAUCAUGAUGCCGAAUUUGACUCGAGGACGAGUUCUAUCGACCUUGGGGAGGAUGAAAUAGAAAACACAGAAAUGAAAGCUGAUGAAAAUGGCAGAAAACGGAAGCUGAUAAAGAUGCUAAAACGUUCUCCAUUUAAAAGCAUUCAAAACUCAUUUAAUAUGCAUGAGGGCCUCCAUAGCCAACUGGAUCAGAUUGACUUCAGGCUCUACCACAUUAAGCUAUUCUUGCAUCAGAGAUUUCAGAUGGACUUGCCAAAGGAAGAAGAAGAGGCCAAUAUUAAUGUUGACCAAGACUUAGACAUUCAUGUUGGCUAG